AUGACCACAGGCUUGCUUCUUCUUCUCCUGGUGCUUUCUGGUUCUCAGGCAUCCCAUUACUUUGGGACAGUGAUGACCUUUACCCCUAAAGAAAGCACGGAUGAUGGAUCUCUAAGGGUGGUCUUUGACUACAAGUUGAGCUUUCGCUCAUGCACAGAUGAAGACAAGUGGAAAUGUGCCAGCGGUGACUGUGGUAGUGAGAGUGUGGAGCUGAACAUCGUGGAUGAAGAGGACAGAGAGUGGUGUCAGAGGGAAGGAGUCAUGACUCGGGAGGUUUCCAGCAACUCUCUGUUUCAGCUAAGUUUGGCUGGUGGUAACUGGAUUAACAACAAAAAUGGUAUUGGUAACUGGAAAGCUAUAACUCAGGUGGAUCUGAGGACUCGAUCUGACACAGCUCAACCCAACAAAUCACCUCAGACCACCAUCCUGCCAGCUCUGAGAGUUCCUUCAAACUGUAAGAGAGAAUUCAGCCUGUUGGCCUUUGAUCCUGAUGGAGACGAGGUUCAAUGCAGAUAUGGAGACACAGCAGCAGAUGAGUGUAAUCCUUGUACACCACCAUCUCUUCUAACCAUCACACCAUCUUGCAAACUGACCUUUCAUUCUGCGAGUAGGAGUGAUGAAGGUGCAUAUGCAAUACAGCUCGAGAUGGAGGACUUUCCCAAGCAGACCAUCUUUCUCCAUCAAAGUGAUGAUGUGGAGACAACAAGGACUCCCAGUGAUGCUCUCAGCAAAAUACCAAUCAGAUUUGGUCUAAUAGUGGACCCGCCUGUGCCAUCCUGUUCAGAGGGAGCCUACCUGCCCAAGUUUCUGCCUCCAACCCCCGUCAGUGGGGCUCAGCUGUUGGCCUAUAUUAAUGAAACAUUGAAUAUUACAAUUAUGGCCGAGGCAACCAACACCAUGGUUUCAAAGCUUUUGUUCAGUGGACCACACAGCGUUGUGAAACAUGUUGUAUCACAUGGAGAAUUCAUCCUGACCUGGACACCAUCUGACAGUGAAGAUGAAGAAAACCAUCCCAUCUGCUUCGUACUCCAGGCAGAGUUAAAUACAGCCAAGUAUCACUCUGAGCUACGCUGUGUGAUUGUGAGCAUUCAAAUUAGACCAAUCACCACUCCUCUGCCAACAACUGUUCUGCCUUCAACCACCCCAGAACAUACAACCACUCUUCUGUUCAUAAAUGAAACAGAAGAUCUGAACGAGGUGCUAUAUGAGUCCACAGGAUCAGGUGACGACAGCAUGGGUGCUGGCAAAGUUGUUGGUAUUGUAUUUGGUGUUGGAGCCGUCGCAGCCAUUGUUGGCAUUGCCUUGUGGGCUUUAAAUCGAAGUUCUCCUGUGCUCUAAAAAAGUUGGAGCUUUGGAUGAAGAUGGGGAAAACAAACCUGUAGAAUCUGGAAAUCACUGGUCUUCUAGCUACUUUCAGCUGCUCGCUUCUUGCGUCCCAUUCCAAUUUCUACAAAUGUAAAUGUUAAAUAAUGCAGGUCUGCAUUUUACUGUCAAAGCCUCACAUAAAUGGUCAAUGAACUGUUUUGAGUCUUUGGCUCCAUCUGUUGGUGAAAUGAUGGCAUUAAUGUACAAGGUUGUUCAUUAAAGCUACAGGCAGACUCCCCCAUGCAGGUGACUCUGUUUUAUCAGAGAAAAAUUCAAAUACUGGCAAAAGGAAAUAUCUACAGAGACAACAUGUGAAAGUAAAACAUCAUGCGUGAGAGCUAAAAACCUCAAAAAAUAUGAAAAUUUUCAACCAACAUGGUACAAAAUGUAGUGUUGUAAGAGGGCGGGUAUUUCUCACCACUGUGGUUUUUUCGUUAGUCGAUCUUCGCUGACAACAUUUUUAUGUUGGACAUUCUAAACCAUAAUCCUAAUCCCAAAUUGGCUCACAGUUGUUAAAAAAAAUAAACAAUAAAAAAAUUAUUUUAUUUACGAUACCAGAUACCAGCUCUCCCUCCACUCACCCCUAAUUGAUUGCAGCAAUGGGCAGCCCUCCCAGAGCCUGGAUCUGCUGGAGGUUUCUUCCUGUUAAAAACAUGUUUUUCUUUCCACUUUCACCAAGUGCUUGCUCAUAAGGGGUCAUCUGAUUGUUGGGGUUUAUCUGUAUUAUUGUAGGGUCUCUACCUUACACACCUUGAGGCACCU
Molecule: messenger RNA, 2127 nt
Organism: Maylandia zebra (zebra mbuna)
Lineage: Eukaryota; Metazoa; Chordata; Actinopteri; Cichliformes; Cichlidae
Source: RefSeq, a predicted model, not a curated record